CGCUUCUCGGCGGAGCGGAAUGUGGCCGGACGGCUGGUCACCAUCGGCACCUUCGAUUCGGCGGUGGAGGCAGCGGUGGAGUACGCGCGGGCGGUUGGGCCGGGGCCCACCGCGGCUGAGUAUGAGCAGGCGGAAAGGCGACGGGAGAGGCACCGUCGCCAGGAGGCCCCGCGCUGGCGUGUCAAGAUAACGAACCACCCGAUCUACGGCAGGGUCCGCAAGGGUGGGUUUAAAACGAAAGUCUUCCGCGACUCCUACAUCACUUACAUGCGCAGCUGCGCCGCCGACCCCGCCGCCGCGAGCAAGGCCGCCUCCGCUGAUGCCAUCGCGUAUUCGGGGCAGAUGUGCCGCGCCGGCAAUGCCCUCUUCAGGCGCGAGGCGGCCACCGUCUUCGGGCAGGAGGAGGAGCUGGCGGCGCUGGCGGCAAUGCCUGAGGCGCACAAUCGGCAGGCGGGCGAGCUCGAGGCGGCGCUGCGCUCAGCGCUGCGGGGCGCCGCAGAGGGCGCGGCAGAGGCGGACGGUGCGGCGGAGGGCCUGGCGGAGGCCGCGGUGGAGGCGGAGGGCGCUGCAGAUGCUUUCGGCCGGUGGAGCCGGGCUGUGGCGCAGCCGACCCUCGAGAUGGUGGCGACCCUCCGCCCGUAUGUGCUCGCGUGCGCGUGGCACUACGCCAUCAAGCCGGACGAGGCCGAGUGCGACUGGUGGGCGUUCGCUUGCAAGGCUGGGAUGAACGCGCCGUCAGCCGAGGCGGCGGCGGCGGCGGCGGUCGCCGCAGCGGGCGACGUCACGGGCAGGCAGUCGGCUGCACGCACAAAGCUCAGGGCCGCCAACGAGCACGCAAAGGCCGCCGAGGCGGCGCUCGGCAAGGAGGCCGAGGAGGCUGCCGCCGCCGCCGAGGUGGCAGAGGCCGCCGUGAAGGAGGACGACCCGACGUCCAGGAAGUCGGCGGCUGCGGCGAGGGAGCUGGCGGACGCGGCGGCGGCGAAGAAGGAGGCGGCGUCGGCAUCCGUCUGGCGCAUGGCGGAUGCCAAGGCCAAGUUCUUUGCCUCUCCGGCGUGGACCGAUGAGAUGGUCGUCGACGCCGCCACCAUCGUGCUCGAGGCGAUGCGCGCGCGGCUGCCGUUCACCGCGUCGACCAGCGGCAGCGACUCGUGCAUGAAGCUCCAAUGGAUCCGCAAGCUGCUGCUCGCGUGGGUGCGCACGAUGGACCGCUUCGACGAGUCGCUUCUCGACGACCGGACGUUUCUGCGCCUCGUUCGCACGACCGCGUACGCGUGCCUCGCGUUUCGCGAGGCCGCGGCGCUGAUCUGCACCGGCCGGCUGACGCUCUGGAUCCGCGCUCGGCAGCAGGUCUUCCCCGGCGACAACCGAGAGGGGGUCGCGGUGCACGCCGUGCUCGGCGCGAAGACGGCGUCGCUGUGGGAAGUGCUCAAGUUCUCCGGGCUAUGCAGCUCGCAGUGCUUUGGGACUGUGCUCGAGGUCGCCUCGGCGCUCGAGCGGGCGGCGGGCGAGUACGGCCCAGCGAUGGCGUCCAAGCUGCUGCUCGCCGCGUCCGAGUCGCCGCACAUCUGCACCGGGUACGAGAUGUACUUUGACCAUUAGUGCAACCCCAAAACCCCAUUAGUGGCCCGCGGCGCAGGUUUUUCGGCGUUCAGUUUUUCGGCGUUCAGUAGAUAGGCUCAGGCGCAUAUGUCAGUACGUGCGGGUACACCGUGCGUGUAUGUGUGUGUCUGUCUUUAUCUAGAUACGCAUUGUUUCGUGUUGUUUGAU
Messenger RNA from Emiliania huxleyi CCMP1516, 1767 nucleotides. RefSeq lists its product as hypothetical. NCBI's taxonomy places the organism in Eukaryota, Haptophyta, Isochrysidales, Noelaerhabdaceae. The transcript is spliced from 4 exons. The record is from RefSeq and is a predicted model, not a curated record. Bases 268 to 1599 code for a protein of 443 amino acids.